UCUCUCCGGUAAACGGACCUUUCAAGCUGCUGCUCCGGCCGGACGGAUGAGGAUGACUGGAGGACGGUGGCCGGUGGUCCGCGCGUAACGGAGGCAGAGAGAAGCUGCCGCUUUUCCACACCGGUUGGUAAAAGUAUAACCAAACAAUUCGGCGACGGCGGAACAGCCAAUGAACAUAAAUGGUGCGUCGUGACGCAACAGGGCCCCGUUGAUAAGGAGCGGAGAGUCCAACCGGGACUUGAGAAGGAGGGACGGCGGUUUUGGGGGCCAGCAAACACUCGCCUAUCAUCAGUCAAAGUAAAGGCAACUCCUCCUCCUCUGCUGUUACGGACGUGUAUGCGGCCUCCCUGACAAAAGACUAAACAUUCAUGUAGCAGACUACUGUCAAGGAAAAGCGCUUCUCCCGGACCAGCGGCCGGAUUUUAUGAAGCAAAGGCUGUGUGUUUUUCCUUUUUUCUCUGCAAAGCUAAAGUAGUUUGAGCGGCAUUAAUCAGCAUCUACUUGGACUGUUGAACCCGGAGGAGGGAGCAAGCCUGGUCAGCUGUUUUUUUGGGGAAAUAUCCUUUUUUGUUGUUGCAUUAAAGAGCCGCUGUCCAGCUCUGACAGUGCCACUUAUACAGAGUUACUUUAUUGUCUUGCAAGAGGACAAGGACGAGAGACAUUGCCGGUGCCUUGCAGACUGUCGACAGCCUGAAAUAUUACUCCCGGCGAGGAGCAGUCAUCGGUGCAGAGAGCCAUGCAGCAGGGGCUUCCAUAGUUGGUAUGUUUAUUCCACGUAAAUGGAAAAGAAAAUAUAGAGAGAGCAGGUGCUAACGAACAAUAAAAUCACAGCUGAGAGAAAACAGAUUCCAGUAAGAGAAGCGGCAUCUGUGCGGUUAUUUAUGAAUUAAUCAUAGCUUAUUAAUAAUGAGAGCCGCACAGAUUCGGAUGACGGUUACCAUUGGCAGAUGAGACGUAGUGGGGAGAACACGUGUCCAAUUUUUCCCUCAUAUUUUUUCCUGCCUGAUCUGGAUUUCUCACUUGUCACGGCGAGAGGAAAAGCAGAAAAAAGCCCGAUUUCUGAGUGGCAGUGUGUGCGCAGGGUUUCGCCUCUGAUGGACAUCCUAGCUUGCAGAUCCGAAGAGAACAGUUAUAACAUCCUCCCCUCUGCGGCGACGAUGCUUUUCCAUGGCCUCCCUGGAGGCGACGUGCACGGUGUGGUGGAAGAAAUGGACCGGAGAGGAAAGAGCGAGUCAGCAGCCAUCAGCUCAGCCAUCGAUAUGGGGGAAUCAGAGACGUCCAUGCCGUGCAUGAACAGCGAGCGCGUGGCUCUGUGCGCGGGCUGCGGCAGGAAGAUCGCGGACCGCUACUACCUGCUGGCUGUGGACAAACAGUGGCACAUGCGCUGCCUCAAGUGCUGCGAGUGCAAACUCAACCUGGAGUCCGAGCUCACCUGCUUCAGCAAGGACGGCAGCAUCUACUGCAAGGAGGACUACUAUAGAUUUUCGGUGCAGAGGUGCGCUCGGUGCCACCUGGGGAUCUCAGCCUCGGAGAUGGUGAUGCGGGCCCGGGACUUGGUCUACCACCUCAACUGCUUCACGUGCACCACGUGCAGCAAGAUGCUCACCACCGGGGACCACUUUGGCAUGAAGGACAGUCUGGUGUACUGUCGGCUGCACUUUGAGACUCUCAUCCAGGGAGAAUAUCAGACACAUUUUAACCACGCGGACGUUGUCCCGCACAAAGGCCUGGGCCCGGCCAACACGCUCGGACUAUCCUACUUCAACGGCGUGGGGACAGUGCAGAAAGGCCGGCCCAGGAAGAGGAAGAGCCCCGGGCCCGGCACCGAGCUGGCUGCUUAUAACGCAGCGCUGAGCUGUAACGAGAAUGAUGGCGAGUCCAUGGACCGGGACUCCCAGUACAGCUCCAGUCAGAAGACCAAGCGUAUGCGAACAUCCUUCAAGCACCACCAGCUGAGGACCAUGAAGUCCUAUUUCGCCAUCAACCACAACCCUGACGCCAAGGACCUCAAGCAGCUCGCCCAGAAGACCGGCCUCACCAAGCGGGUCCUCCAGGUCUGGUUCCAAAAUGCUCGGGCUAAAUUCAGGAGGAACCUGCUGCGGCAGGAAAGCACCGGGGUGGACAAGGCAUCUGACGGCUCCACGCUGCAGGGUGGGACACCGUCGGGCCCAGUCUCUGAUAUCUCCAAUGCCUCCAUGAGCCCCUCCAGCACCCCCACUACCCUGACAGACUUGACCAACCCCACCAUGCCCACCGUCACCUCCGUGCUCACCUCAGUGCCGGGCGGCAUGGAUGGCCACGAAUGCCGGAGCCCAUCACAGACCACCCUGACCAGCCUCUUCUGAUGGACAGAGCCCUUCACCACAGCCUCACCCCUCCCCACUGCCCCUCACCUCUGCUCCUGCCUCCUGGAUAUAAAACUGAGCACUGUCGACUCCUUCAAACUUUAUACGGAUUAGAAAAGAGAAGGUAACGGAAAAAAAAAGAUUUAAUUUUGCUCUGAGCCCAUUAGAGACUAUUUGCAUAGUGAGGCAGGCAAGCCUUACAAAUGGAACAGUUGUUGUUAUUUUGAUGUUGUUGUCUUGUCGAGAACUGAGACUUGAUUUGCAUUUUUCAAUGUUUACAGAAAGAGACUGCGGGGAAAAAAACUGCUUAAUUUUGGGAAAUUCAUUUUUUCCAGCACAGUAUUUAUGUUGUUGUACAAGAGUCACUGUUAGAAGGAUUGUAAAAAAAUCUUUUUUUUGAAAAUCUGAGAUUAAACACAGGUUACGAUAUCCUCUGACUGCCA
Molecule: messenger RNA, 2788 nt
Organism: Hippoglossus stenolepis (Pacific halibut)
Lineage: Eukaryota; Metazoa; Chordata; Actinopteri; Pleuronectiformes; Pleuronectidae
Gene: lhx2b
Product: LIM homeobox 2b
Exons: 5
Coding region: 948-2345 (465 amino acids)
Biological process (GO): neuron differentiation; regulation of transcription by RNA polymerase II
Cellular component (GO): nucleus
Molecular function (GO): RNA polymerase II transcription regulatory region sequence-specific DNA binding; DNA-binding transcription factor activity, RNA polymerase II-specific
Source: RefSeq, a predicted model, not a curated record